Haliotis rubra (blacklip abalone) is the source of this 990-nucleotide messenger RNA. RefSeq lists its product as uncharacterized. The transcript has 2 exons. Bases 1 to 990 code for a protein of 329 amino acids. The record is from RefSeq and is a predicted model, not a curated record. Gene Ontology annotation, biological process: DNA integration. Gene Ontology annotation, molecular function: nucleic acid binding. NCBI's taxonomy places the organism in Eukaryota, Metazoa, Mollusca, Gastropoda, Lepetellida, Haliotidae.
AUGGCUGCAUCGCGCAUCAAAAGAUGGGGACUGAUACUUGCUUCAUUCAACUACGAGAUUGAAUACAGAACCUCUAAGCAGAAUGCUCCAGCUGAUGGGUUGUCACGACUGCCCCUCAUAUCAGAGCAAGAUGAUAGUGGUGAUCACAACAGUGAAUUGAUCCUUCUGAUCAAUAGGUUUGACGAAGAAUUGCCUAUCACUGCAAGAGAGGCACUGUUGGAAGAGCUGCAUGGUGAACAUUCAGGAAUGCUUAGAAUGAAGUCGGUGGCCAGACCAAUCAUGUGGUGGCCAGGACUAGACAGUCAGAUUGAGGAAAAGGUGAGACAAUGUCCUGAUUGCCAGGAGAUAGCAAAUCAACCUGCAACAGCUCCGCUGACAAGUUGGAAGUGGCCAUCAUCGCCAUGGUCACGACUUCAUAUCGACUUUGACGGACCAUUCCAAGGACACUCCUUCCUAGUCAUGGUGGAUGCACACUCCAAAUGGAUGGAAGUAAUUCCAUUAUCGUUAACCACAGCCACAGUCACUAUCAAGCAUCUCAGAAAAAUCUUCUCAACAUUUGGUCUUCCAGAGCACAUUGUAUCGGACAAUGGGGCACAGUUUACCUCUGAAGAAUUCCAGACAUUCUUGAGGAGGAACAACAUUCGUCACACUAGGACAGCGCCAAAACAUCCAGCUACUAAUGGACAAGCUGAAAGAGCUGUGGAAUCUUUCAAGAUGGCACUAAAGAAAAUAAAAAACCAAACAGGUGAUGUUCAUGACAAACUGCAGAGGUACUUAUUCUCAUACAGAACGACUGUCCAUGCUGCAACAGGGAAGACGCCAGCUGAGUUGCUCAUGAGGCGCUCAUUACGAACUCGGUUAUCAGCGUUGAGACCGACACGAGAAGGAUUGAUGAUCAAAAAUGAUGAUGCAGAAACUGAAGUGCCAAGAUUCUUCAAUGUGGGACAAGCCGUCUUUCUUUUGAACUUUGGAGUUCAAGGCUCAAGAUGA